AUGGCUCCGUGGCGCAGAUCAACAGUCUUCAGCGAGAGUCUACUAUUUCCCCCCGAUAGUUACAAUCACAAUGCAUGGAACGCAGAGAUUCAUCUGCUCAGGUCGGAUCUAGGCCCGCUCCCGUACACCACCGUCUGGCUGGUCUCGGAGUUUCUGAUCCUCGUAGCCCUGCUCGUUUUCCUUCCGGGGGCUUGCACGAUCAAACAGUCUUCAUGCGGUGCAACGGCGCUGUUUCCGACCCUGGCGGUGAUCGGGUCUCUCGUCUCCUACCUCCUUUCGCAAAUCCUGUCCGUCAUCCUCUUGCUUGUUUACUUCCUUGAGGCCACCGUAAAGCAAAGCUACGUCGUCGCGGGAAUCUUGCAGAUGAUAUUUCGGCUCCUUGCGUUGCUGCUACUCUGCUACGCGCUGUACCAGGUCAUUCUCGGGGCCCUCGAGCGCAUUUCCUUUCCGGUGGGGCUUUCCAUCCUCGUUAGGAAAGGCCACUGGGGGGUUGUUGGGAUUCUUUCUAUAGUCGUGAUUGCGAAUUGUGUCCUGCGGAUCGUCUCUGUUGUCAAAACGGUGGAGGGCAUCGAUGCCGGUAUAGCGGCCCAUGACAACCGCCUGACUACAUCUCGCGCCAUCCUCUUCAUGAUCACGUCUCUGGAGAUAUUGCUCUGGGCCACAUUAAGCAUUUUCAGAUCAUCCUCUAGCUCUGAGCUGCUAACCCGGACCAUCUCUCUCGUCACCUCUGCUCUCUCCUACCUCGUUCUCACCCUGACCUCGACCAUCCGGACCAUCCGGUACGUGUACCUGCACGUCCCAGAGCCCGGAUACGUCAAUGCCGCCUGCGCAGUGGUCGAAUUCUUCAGCAUAGUCGGCAUCUACACCGGUCUUAUCAUCUACUGGAUUCAAAUUGAGAAAGAGGAGGAAGCUCUCUCAAUAGAGAGUCAUCUUCGUGAUCGAUACGCGUCGGAAAGAAAGCCAUACGUCCCUUAUCGGCCUUCUAUCGGAGAAGUUUUGAGUGGGCCGGGUUCGAACAAGGUCGGAGGGACUGAUGGGACGUGGAUGGGGAGCUCGGAGGCGUUUAUGUCUGGGGGCAUAUAG
Aspergillus affinis is the source of this 1083-nucleotide messenger RNA. RefSeq lists its product as uncharacterized. The transcript is spliced from 3 exons. Bases 1 to 1083 code for a protein of 360 amino acids. Lineage: Eukaryota; Fungi; Ascomycota; Eurotiomycetes; Eurotiales; Aspergillaceae. The record is from RefSeq and is a predicted model, not a curated record.